Molecule: messenger RNA, 2124 nt
Organism: Thelazia callipaeda (thelaziosis nematode)
Lineage: Eukaryota; Metazoa; Nematoda; Chromadorea; Rhabditida; Thelaziidae
Source: the annotation of a GenBank genome assembly
AUGUCAACGAUUUCAUCUAAUGCUGAUAUCACAACCAAGUAUCAACGUGUUGCUGCUGAAUAUGCAAAGACUGUUGGUGAAUUUGAAUAUAAAGUAUUCGAUUACUUAGAUCUUUUUCAGUUAAAAGUUCAAGUAUCGGUUCUAAAAAAUGCAGUUGUCGAAGAACGGGCUAAAAACGAAAAAUUGUCGACAGAUUUGCGAAACAGUGAAUGGUCAUUGAGGAAAGCUGAGAGUGAAAAAGAAGGAUUUGAGUUUCGUAAUAGUCAGUUAGUAAAACGGGUUGAAUACCUUCAAAAUGAAAUUGAAAAUGCGAAGCAUACAUCAUUUCAGAAACGUGGAUCCUUGUUCCAAAAGAUUUCACGGAUAGAACGCUCAGCUAUAUCAGACUCUGAAAUCGUCCAGCUAGAACUGCAAAAGAAAUUAGAGGAAAAUGAAAUAUUGCAUAAAAAAGUUUCCGAACUGGAAAACGAAUAUACAGAAGCUACAUCAGCUCUCAAUGAACAGUAUAGAAAGCUUGAAAUUGAGAAUACGAAGCUUAAAGAAGAACUGCAAAAAGUAAAAGCAAGUGCAGUUGUAAAUGAGAAGAUAGGUGGAGAAUCGGAAUCAAUGGCUGAAAAUGGGGCAUCAGUAAACAUAAUAGUUGCGACAGCAACUCAGAAUUUGAUUUUACCUGGAGAUACGAAGACGGUUGUCACUGAAACAUUGCAUGUACUUUGGUUAGAUGUAUUACGCACUGCAAGGACAUUAACGUCUGUAUUUGCAAAUUUACUGCAGCUAUUUGAGCAACGAUCAACCAUUUAUCCCACUGAUAUCAACAUGGAAAAAUUACCGGAGAGGACGCUUCUGUUCGGGCAGCAACUGCUAUCGAGUGGUGAUAAAUUUGAAGCUUGUAUGAGCACCAUUGAUACAAUUUUAGUUAAGAACACUGAUGAUGAUUGCCUUAAUUUAUCUCAUGAAUGCUCAAAAAUAGCCUCAGUUUUUUCUAGUGCAUUAUCCUCUUGUCAGGAGUGGCAAGAGUUGUUCUGCGAAAGCACUGCUGAUGAAAGUCGUCUAUCUUGGUGUGGAACCAAUUUGUUCAGGUGUAAUGAAGAUUGGACUGCUUCAUUUCUUCAAUUCCUCCAGGCUCUUAAUGUUAUCUCCUGGCAAAUUGAACAUUUUCAUCAGUCUCCAAUGGAAAUUUUUGACCAUAUUCAAAAAUUACCAGAGCUCUCUUCAGACAUCAAACUUUCAUGCUACAUUUUUGCAGAUUGUAGUCGUGCUUUUACGGCCAAAAUUUUUGAUGAAAAUCGCAUUCCAACAGCUACGAAGCGUUUACGUUGUGUCAAUGACUGCAUCAAUAAAUGUUUGAUGUCACUGCAUCGUAACUUGAACAGCUUUGUAGGACUGGUACAGUUAGUGAUAAACUCAUCAGAUAUUGAAGGGAAAAGUGCUCAUCUGGCUGUAAAGAACUCAGACUUCUCUACUGCACUAGAUUCUUCACUUUCAAGUACUAGUGUGACACAGGUUCCCAGCGCUAACUCUUAUCAAGAGGCUAGUAAAGAAAUAAGCUAUCCGAAAUAUGGAAAUCUAUCCGUUUUGCAGAUAGAACAGGCUAGAAAGAGGAUUGUUGAACUGGAGAAGCAAAAAGAAAGGAUCAUUAUAGAUCAUGAACUUUUGAAAAGAAAGUUUGAAUCAAUAAAGCUAUCGGAGGCAGGAAAUGAUACAUCUGAUUUGCCUAUUAAAGAUACGGAUGUUAUAUGCUCUUACUUUGAAGAACGAAUCGGAGAAUUGCAUGCAGACGUUGCGCAUAUCCGCAGUCGAGCCUUGUAUUAUAAGCAUGAAUGCAAGGAUCUUCUUACGUUAGUCAAUAUAUCCAAUGAAGAGAAUGAAUUACUGCGAAAAGAUUUGAAUGAUGUAGUUGCUAGAGAGUCUGCUUUGAAGGAAGAAUUGGAAAUGACGCGAAAAAGUUAUGAAGAGAAAAUGCGGAGUUUACAUGAACACAUCGCUACUUUGAAUGUACAAUCUUUAGAAGAGCAGUCGAAAGUGUUAAAUUCAUUUAAAGAUGCAUCAAAUGGUGUGAAUACCACGAAGCAGGUAGUUAUUAGCUGUUUUCUGAAAAUACUUCUUACACAAAAAAAAUAUUAG